UUGUGGUAGGUUCAGAUGAAAAGCACCCAAAUCUAAGUUAAAAACGACCGCCUGCCGCUAACAGGUGAGCUGGUUUCAGUAGCUCGUACGCUCACCAACUGCGAUGGUGAUCGAUCGGAAGCAAUCACGGGAAACAUAACGAAAGCAGAAGGUGCCGAGCACGGCGCACAAUUCGUCGCACGCCCUGCAGGCUGCAGCACCGGGGAUCCACGUGUCGGCGGCCGGCCAGCCACCCGAUGCCUCGACGCCUCGUUGAUCAGAUCAAAGUGCAUCCCGGAACCGGAGCAGGAAGCCACCAGCAUUGUUUAUGUUUGUGCACGCCAGGCACGAAGCCGAUCGAGCGCCUGUCUCCACCGCGAGCCGGCGCGCUACGGGAAGAAUCCCACAUGUUGCAGGUGCCCAAACGUUGUGUUCUCGCGUGGAUGCAACGAUUCGUGCUGCUCCGGACGCUGAAGGCACGGCCCUUUAUAUCUCUUUCCCUCUCGACCCACGUCUGGACGCUCGCCACUCCGCUCCGUUCUCCAUUAAUACUCCCACCGGAAAAGGAGACGAGGGACGAGAGGCAAGGCCACCCCCCGAGUACCGGACCACCACCCUCCACUCAGAUCGUCCUAGCUAGGUAGCUGGCCGGCAAGCGUCGUGUCCCUCCAUGGGCCCGAGCAAUGGCCGACGCCUCCGGCUGGUCCUCGUCGCGGUCGCGCUGGCCGGCGCGGCCGUGGACGCCGUGACGGCGCAGCAGGGCCCGCGGACGGGGCCGGGGCCGGGGCCGAGCUACUUCGACCCCAAGAACUUCAACCCGUCGAUGGCGAUCGUCAUGGUGGUGCUCGUCACGGCGUUCUUCCUGCUCGGCUUCUUCUCCAUCUACCUCCGCCGCUGCGCGGGGCCCCCGCUGGGCGGGCCCGACGACGACGGGUACCCGGCGGGCGGGCGCCGGCCGCUAGGGAUCGCGUACGCGUCGCGGUCGUCCAGGAGGGCGGCGCGCGGGCUGGACCGCGCCGUGCUGGAGUCGUUCCCGACCAUGGCCUACGCCGACGUCAAGGCGCACAAGGUCGGGAAGGGCGCGCUCGAGUGCGCCGUGUGCCUCAGCGAGUUCGACGACGACGAGACGCUCCGGCUCCUGCCCCGGUGCUCCCACGCGUUCCAUGCCGACUGCAUCGACGCCUGGCUCGCGUCGCACGUCACCUGCCCCGUCUGCCGCGCCGUCCUCGCCCCCGACUACUACGAGGCGGCACCGGCGCCACCGCUGGCUCCGGCGAGUGCCGUGUCCGCCGCGGAGCAAGACGCCCCGCGGCAGCAGGCGCCGGAAACAGCCACGGCGCCGGAGCAGGCGGCAGCGGCGGUCGUCGUCGUCGUUGACGCAGAGGAGACGGAGGAGGAGAGGAACAGGAGGGAGGAGGCCGCCGAGCUGAUGCGGAUCGGCAGCGUCAAGCGCGCGCUGCGGAGCAAGUCGGGCCGGCAGCCCGCGCAGUUCCCGCGCUCGCACACCACGGGGCACUCGCUCGCCGGGGCCGCGCCCGCCGAGGCCUCGGAGCGGUACACGCUGCGGCUGCCGGAGCACGUUCUCCGGGAGGUGGUCGCGGCGAGCAGCCUUCGGCGGUCCGCGAGCGUCCAGGCGGGCGGCGACGGGAGCGCGCGCCGCGGAUUCGGAGGCGCCCGCGCCGGGAGGAGCGUCCGGCUCGGCAGCUCCGGCCGGUGGCCCAACAUGUCGAUGCUGGCGCGCACCUUCUCCGCGAGGCUGCCGGCGUGGGGCUCCGCGCGGCGCGGCGAGGCCGAUGCUCCGGCCAAGGGCGCGAAGGUCGCUGGCGACGGCAAGGCUGAAGAGCAGUGCGACGGUGGGGCGUGCCCACUUGGCGCCCACGUUUGACGUGGCUGCUCUAGCGUUAGGCCCAAGAGCUCAGAGUACGCAGUACAGUAUCCCAGUAAAAAGUUAGGAAGGUGUCCUUCUCGUCGCCUUCUGCUUUACGGCGGCGAAGUUGGAGACUUGGAGAGAGUGUGUAUAUAACUUUUAACUGUCGGGUAAAAACAGAUUAUCCAUUCGUUUGGUUCGUUACAGUCAGGGAGGUAUCAAAUUCUUGUGAUGAGAUAGUCGAUCAAGAAGCCUUCCCGUAUCCAUUAGAUCCUAAUCGGACGGCACAUGUUUCCCUCUUA
Molecule: messenger RNA, 2148 nt
Organism: Setaria italica (foxtail millet)
Lineage: Eukaryota; Viridiplantae; Streptophyta; Magnoliopsida; Poales; Poaceae
Product: E3 ubiquitin-protein ligase ATL6
Exons: 1
Coding region: 650-1864 (404 amino acids)
Source: RefSeq, a predicted model, not a curated record